This is a messenger RNA of Alternaria triticimaculans, 1029 nucleotides long. RefSeq lists its product as uncharacterized. The transcript has a single exon. The record is from RefSeq and is a predicted model, not a curated record. NCBI's taxonomy places the organism in Eukaryota, Fungi, Ascomycota, Dothideomycetes, Pleosporales, Pleosporaceae. The coding region runs from base 1 to 1029 and encodes 342 amino acids.
AUGGCGCUCGAAUCGCUGAAGAGGUCCUUCGGGACUAUGAUGAAUAUUAAGAAGAAGAAAGAGCCAUUCGAAGAUUCUAUCAUGACAACCGACUCUCCCGGUCAAAGCUUUGGCAGCCUAAGCUCGUGCGCCAUGUCCAUUGAUAGCGAAGACGCUCCACAAGACAGCGGCGUCGACAUCAACAGCCCACCAGUACCGCCUCCCAACACGCAGUCUGACCAGUACAACGCCAUCGACACCGUAAACCUACACAUCAACCCCAACCCUAUCAAGACUACAACCCAAACGUCUCCCACUACCCCAACAUUCACCGGCCUCCCUCCCACUCUCCGCGCACUAAUCUGGUCCUACGCCGCUCCCGCCCCGCGAACCCAUUUCCUCGAACUCCACACCUACAACACCAUCGACCACAUCCCGCGUCUCCGCUACAUUCCCCCACUCCCACCGCUCUUCUCCACCAACCAAGAAGCCAGAAACUUCAGCAUUGCACAUGAAGGUGGAGAACUCGUUAGUUUCACUUCGGAGAGCUUUACCGCUUUAUUCUCUUUUUACGGCCGAAAGAUCGGCGGGGAAGAACAGGAGAAGGAGUUCUACUUCAAUUUCGACAGGGAUAUCAUCUGGUUGAGUGCGAGAUUUACAGCUGCGUGCAAUACCACUGAGACAGUUCGGCUCACAACAUUGUCUUCUAUCCUGCCGCAGGCCAGUCUAUCCCGCAUUCAGCGCCUCGUUAUCUCGUACUCGGGUCUGGACUCUUACGCGCUCAUCGGUUCCUACUUGCGCCCCUUUGCGCGUCUUGAGACGUUGUAUCUAUGUAUGAACGAUACACGUAUGAAGGAGAAUGUGAAACGGUUGCUCAAGAAAGGUGUACCCGCUGAUGGCGUGACAUCGGAGAAAUUGAGGAGCAUGAUUGAGCAGACUGAGGCUGAUGAAACGGAUGAUGAUGAAGAGAGCGAGGAUUUGGCUACGGAGAGGUUGGAGGUGAGGGCGAGGAGGAGGGUGCUGGAAGCGUACUUGAGGCUAGGAGAGUAG